UCAAGAUGGCGGCGGCCGGGUUGCAACCUCUACCCGGCAAGUUCGCCGCCGCGCCUGCCGUCCACCACAGCCACUAGCGCCGCUGAGCGCGGAUCCCAGCUGCAGCGGUCAUCCUUUCCGCGCCCUUGAGUUGGCACGUGAAGGACCGAGGAGGAAGCCGGAGCUGCUAUGAGGGAGGCGCUAGGGGCGAGCCCGGAGGCGGCGCUGAGGUGAAGGAUGCUCACUGGGAGGCCCGGAGCUCGGAGUGCCGUCGCGGGACUGGGCACUGAAUCCUCGGACACCCGCGACCAAGCCCCCCUCAACCCUCGGUUGAGCGGUGGGCGUCACCGAGCUGCCGUGUACCUAGAUAUGAAAAUCCAUCUAGAGAAAAAUUUAGAAGAAGAGCGCCAAAUAUUACUGCAGCAACAGAAAAUAUGUCGAAAUCGAGCACGUAAAUAUUUUGUGGAGUCAAACCGGAGAAAAAAAGCUUUUGAAGAGAAAAGAAAAGAACAAGAAGAAAGAGAAUAUCAAAUUAGAGAACAAAUACUUCAAGAAAGAAAACAGAAGUUUGAAGAAGUUACUGAAAAAUUCCAACGUGCCCAUAUUCCUCUUUCACAGCGGAGGAGAGCAGUUUUUCAAAAACCAGUGCCUCCAUUAGAAGAAGCCCUCAAACAAAUUCAAGAAUCCAACUUAAAAUCAAAAGUGAACUUUUCUUCUUCCCACAGACCAACAAUAAACCAGAGAUCCAUUCCUGCCUGUCCAGCUGUCUCUACACCUUAUCCCUACUUACCUGGGCAGCCGUCUCCUUCACGGGCCCCAUUGCUAUCCCACCAUUCCCAAAUUCUUCCAAGCUAUCCAACUGUUUCUCCCACCCGCCAACCCUAUAUCCUGCCUAUCCGUCCAUCUGUCCCCUCUACUCUUCAGAAGACCUUUUUACCAGCCCCCUUAUUGUCCUACCCAAUUAAAUACCUUCCUCGCCCUCCAGCCCCAGUUACUCCCAGCUUUUCUAGCAGUUUCCCUUUUCUACCAGCCCCAGUUCCUUCUGGUCCACCUGACCAUUUACCACAGCCACCCCGAAAUUCCCCAACCAUUCCUGAUUCUGACUCCCAGAGCAAGUUAUUUUACAAAACUUUCAGGCACAAACAUUGUACCCCAGCCACUCUAAUGCCUGCCCUUGUUCACCGUUCCCUUCCAGCUCACCUGGUUGUUUCCCCAACCCCUUUGGAAGCUCUCCCAGUUUUGAAGCCUUCUGGUUUAUUCAGUCAUCCCUCUCAUCAACUGGUCCCCACUCGUUCUUAUAGCACUUCAUUGUCUGAACAUCCUGCUAGCUUAGAACCUUUUCAGUCAGUCCAGCAAUCUCUUCCAGAGACCACAUUAUCAAAUCUUCCCCAGGCCUUUGCAGACCAUCCACCUGCCUUGAUUCCCUCCCACCCACCUCCCUGUCAUUCUCCAUCCUCUUCUUUGUCUUCAUCUUCUUCUACAUCCUCUUCUUCACCCUCUGUACAGCGUUCUUCUUCACCCAUUCUUGCUUCUCCUUCACCUUCUUCCUCUUCCUGUCCAUCCUUACCUCUCUCAUCUAACCCUCUUUUUUCCUCACCUUCGCAUUCAACUCCCUCUCCAUGUUUACUUCACACUUAUUUAGAUUUUCCCUCUCCAAUUUCUCCUGUAUCUUCUUCCUUUAUGAUUUCUUCUUCCUUUCCCCCCAUGCUUCACUCUCCCUCUCUUUCUACCUCCCCAUCUCCUUUUAUUCCUGUCCAUCCCUUUAAUCCUCCUCCCUGGGGGAAGAAAGUAGAGAAGAGAAGAGAAGCAAGUGGAGUAGCGAAGAAAGAAAUAGAGAAGAAAAAGUUGAGAGACGACAACUGUAAAGAGCUAUAGACAAUACUUUACCUUCAUCACUAUCAAAAAAUGAUCAGAAGCAUCAGAAACAUCUCUUAUCCAAAACCAAUUGUGAUAAAGAAAUGAAGGAAAACAGCAGGACAGACUUGGCUGCUAACAAAGAUGCAUUCCAGCUUAAACUAGUGGAAACUCAGAAACUCCUAGAAGAUCAGCAUCUAAGCAGUUUGCAAAAAUUUUGUGAUGAAGUUUAUCAGAUAACAAAUUCUGAAAUCCUUUCAAGUGUAGACAGUCUUGAGGCUGGAGAACAUGAAGAAAUCUAUUUAACACUUACUAAUAAAGAGCCUUCAACAUCAAUCCAGCAGAGUUCUGUUUUCCUCAAAUCAGCAAAUCUACAAUCAACUAAUCUAAGCUGCUUUGAUGAAGAUAAACUGUCAUUCUCUAAAACUCAACAUAUAAAUAAUUGGCUAAUAAAUUUAGAUGAUCCAAAUACUCAAAAUGCCAAAUCUCUCUCAGAUAUUUUAAGUAAACCUAAUGUUCUGCCUUCACGUGAAUGUUUUUAUAGUAAAGAACAAAAUCCAUCUGCUGUAGGUAGAACUGUGGAAAAAGCUACAAAUACUACCAGUAAUCUAGUAGGCUUUGUAUAUAGUCCACCCAUAUUUAUACAUGAUAAAAAAAGCAAAAAGACUUCUGAAAAUAGCACCACGAGGACAACUGACUCCGCUUCUGGGGCAUUCAAAAGGGAGAGACCUUUCGGUUUUGAAAGACCAACAUUUAAAUUUAGCAAAUCCUGGAACACUCCAGAUUCUCUAACUCAAGAUAUGGCUACAAUUUCAGACAACGUGAAAUAUUCUGAAUUAACUCAAGAAAAUAGAACUACUUCAAUUCCUACUUCAUUUGUACCUGUGGCAACAUCUUUAUUUUUGUCACCUAAUACACAAUCAGCUAAACUGUUACCAAAGAAUAGUAUACAUAUAAAAGAAAUCGACCCAGUUCAGUGUUCUGAUAAAUUAGGAGAAUUGAAAGAUGUUAAAAAUGAGAAGAUAAAAUAUUUUAAUUGUAAUAAGGAAGAAUCGCCUUUAUUUUCAGACAAUUUUCCAGCUGCCUAUAUACCUCACAACUUUGAUUCAAAAGAUAAAAAACAGAAAAUAACUAAAACAUCUACAUCAUUGUCUAAUAUAAUUUCUAAUUGUGACCUAGUUGGUCAGCACAAGAAAAUGAGAUACAAUAUUCAUGAGAGAAGCAGUGUGAGGUUUCUAAAAAGUAUUUUAAAAAAAGAAUCUAAAUAUGAACAUGAUUAUUUUGAGGCACUAGUCAUAAAUCAAAGCUUUAAGUUAGGAAAUGAAAAAGCAGAAGCUAUCAGAGAUAGUAUUGAAUUAACAAAAGAAAAAGGAAAAAGUGCAGAAGUUCCAAAGACUAUUAAAAAACUGAGGUGGUUUGAUGAAACUGGAGAUACGGGAAAAAAUGCUGAAGGUAAUCAUUCACUGAAAAAUAGAGGAGAAAUAUCUCAACAGUGGUCUCAACCACUCCACAUUCAAACUGAUAAUGCUAAUGCCAGCAAUAUAGUUAGUGUUCCUGCAUGUACUGUGAAUUCUACUGAUACUAAAAAGCCCAUGGGUGAUUCUGUCUCUGAAAAUGUUGCUGCUUUAGGAGGAUCUGGAAUUAACCAUGCAUCUUUGAACUGUUCUGUAUCUUCAGAUUUUAACAUUGCUAAACAAGCCUGGUCAGCCUCAGAAAAAGAAGAAAGUAAAUCUCCUAUAUAUAGCAGUAAUUCUAAAACUCAGAAAGCUAAUCUACAAAGAGAUAGAGCAAAGGUAAUUAGAACAAAAUCUGUUAAAGUUCAGUCAGGGUUUGUAUAUCCAAACAGAAAAGGCACAGUUAUUCGAACACAGUCUGCAAGCAAAACCAACACAUUUUUACAAGCUCAGGGUAAAUUAAUUGUACCUCAUCCUCCUAAAUCUACAUCAAAUAUUAGGAGUCAUAAAAAUAUACAGGUAUCUCAGUGUCAGUCAGAAAUGCCUGAAAAUUCUCAAAAUGUUAUUACAAAUAACUAUUUUAAUUCAAAACAUGUGCUUCCAACAGAACACAAGUUGAAUCAGUGGAAUAAAGAAAGUAAUCUUCCACUCUCACAUGUUUAUUCUGACUCAGUCACUGUGGUGCCAUCUCUACCGUAUUGUUCUUCUGAGUUCCACACUUUGGCAAAAAUAAAUUACUCAAAUAGCCCUGAAAUUUUUGCCCACCAAGAUGGAGUAUUAUAUUGCACCCAAAGGUGUCCUAUGCAUGAAGAAAGUCAUUACUCUGUGGCUUUUAGGCCUAUUAAAGAAGAAUCGGUUCCCUCAUGGAAAAGACAGCAUAAUAUUCUGAGUCAAAAUGAAAAGGCUGCUGAUUCUACUGUUAUGAGAAGAAAACGAAUUGUUGGAAAUAAAAAGAGAACUCGUUUAGAGAAGAAAAAACAAAACCCUGGAUCUGUAGGACAGAAGUGCAGUAAGCAAAUGAAUAAUUUUGGACCAAGUGUCCAGCUAAGUUCAAGUCAACCGAAACAAACAACAAGGGAUACUUCUGAUAUUGAAGAAGUUUCAGACAGUACUUCUGAGUUUUUGAUGGCUGAAAACCUAGUGAAAUCUUCAGUGCCUGAGGAUGAAAUUCUAAGUGUCAUGAGUGGCAAACAGCUGCAGAAACCAGAUAUGGCUUUAAAUAAGACCCAGCAAUUCAACAUUUGUGCACUAUCAGCCGAAGAACAGAAGAUCCUACAGUCCCUUGAUCGUCUCAAUGAAAGGUUAUACUAUGUACAAGAAACAAUUUGCAAAAAUCCAUCCAUCAAAAAUACCUUCCAAAUAAUACCAUUUCUGAACAUCCAGCCAAGGACCAGCCAAUCUCCCGAUGUUGGAUCUAUAUUACAGAGAAAAUACUGAUGAAAGACUAUAACAGUAACUAUUAAAUGGAAUCAUUAUUUUUUAGAAUCUCCUGUAAAUAUGUCAUAUAUUUUUGAAAUUUGUUAAUGAUUAAGACACUAUAACCAUAAAAUAAGAUAAAUUAUAACAUGUGUAAUGGAGUAAAUUACUUAACUUAUAUUUAUGCCACAAGUUAUAGUUUAUUAUGUAUUUUAUUGAUAAAUAAACUUUAAUGAAUGGAAAUAAUUUAUUAUUUUUAAUGAGAUGCUACUAGAAAUAAAUUCAUUGUAUUUAAAAACAAAAUGAAGGCUAUUUUGUUAUUCAAAUUAUGUAUUAGCUACUAUUGAACAGCUUUGUUUUCCUGAAAUUCCUAAUAAAUUCUAUUAAAUUUU
Messenger RNA from Phyllostomus discolor (pale spear-nosed bat), 5095 nucleotides. RefSeq names its product centrosomal protein 126 (gene CEP126). Gene Ontology annotation, cellular component: ciliary base; midbody; centrosome. Bases 1938 to 4724 code for a protein of 928 amino acids. The transcript is spliced from 12 exons. The record is from RefSeq and is a predicted model, not a curated record. Gene Ontology annotation, biological process: mitotic spindle organization; non-motile cilium assembly; cytoplasmic microtubule organization. Lineage: Eukaryota; Metazoa; Chordata; Mammalia; Chiroptera; Phyllostomidae.